UGCAAGUUUUAAUCCCUGGCAGUAGUGAAUCAAUCGUUCGCAAUGUUCCGAAAACUUUUAACAGUUCUAGCUUUGGUCUCAACAGUGUAUUCGGUUGAGUUCCAGAUCAAGAACAAUUCUCCCGACACUCCAGUCUUUGUCCAACUCCUUGGUACGGAAUAUCCUGAUCCUUUCACUCUCCAAGCAAACGAAGAAAAAACUGUAAUUUUAAAUGAACCCUGGAGUGGACGAAUUUGGGGCCGUGUUGAUUGCUACAGUGUGGAGGAGUGUGGGGCUGCUGGCCCCAUUCCAGCCUCCCUUGCAGAAAUAACAGUGGGCGAUGGGAAUGCGUUCUACGACUUGUCUUUGGUUGAUGGAUUCAAUAUUAAUCUAUCGAUAGAGCCGGUUGGGGGCCAUGGCAACGGGGGCGAGUACAGUUGCAAAAAAUCGGAGUGUUCCUAUCCGAUUUUGAACGACUGUCCUGAUGAGUUGAAAUUGUUUAACAAAGACGGUGUUUUGGUCAGUUGCCAAGCCGCCUGUAAUGUCUUUAAUGACGAUUUGUAUUGUUGUCGAGGCGAACAUUCGACUCCUGACACUUGCAAAUCGUCUGAUUGGCCAGUCGAUUACGCAGGAUUUUUCAAAGAUAGGUGUCCAGAUGCCUACUGUUACGCCUACGACGACCAGCAAAGUACUUAUACUUGCGACACAAACAAAUUUAUUGUUACGUUUUUGUAAAAUG
Molecule: messenger RNA, 718 nt
Organism: Tribolium castaneum (red flour beetle)
Lineage: Eukaryota; Metazoa; Arthropoda; Insecta; Coleoptera; Tenebrionidae
Exons: 3
Coding region: 43-714 (223 amino acids)
Source: RefSeq, a predicted model, not a curated record